Messenger RNA from Cryptococcus amylolentus CBS 6039, 3606 nucleotides. RefSeq lists its product as hypothetical. Gene Ontology annotation, biological process: 7-methylguanosine mRNA capping. The record is from RefSeq and is a predicted model, not a curated record. The transcript has 7 exons. Gene Ontology annotation, cellular component: nucleus. Gene Ontology annotation, molecular function: mRNA 5'-cap (guanine-N7-)-methyltransferase activity. The coding region runs from base 174 to 2753 and encodes 859 amino acids. Lineage: Eukaryota; Fungi; Basidiomycota; Tremellomycetes; Tremellales; Cryptococcaceae.
CUCCUCUGCACUCCCCGCCCUCCACGCCCCCUCGCGCUCAUCAGGGGGUACCUCAGGCGUAAUUCCUCGGCCGCCCACCCCACCAACAUAUACCCCUCCCACUUCAGCGUAACACCGCAACAUCAGCCUCUCCCAUCGCGCUCUUUUCCUUCUCCCGAAACAAUCCCUCAGCCAUGGUAUACGAUCCAAUCCGGGACUGUGAUGUUCCUUCGCCCUCAAUACAGCACUCAAGAAGAUAUCCUGUCUCCAAUUACGCUCAGCCAACGUUGUCAGAUCGAGACAGAGAGCUCGGCGAACCAUCCUCUACCCACCAUCCAUAUCCUUCGCACUCGAGGGCUAUAUCAUCCUCCAGCGCAACAUCGCACUCCCCACCGCCUCCAGUCCAAAGAAUACCUUCCAGCUCGGGCAGUCUGAGAGGAUUGCUGAACGACCCAGAGCCCGAGGUCCCCAGACGCGCCAGCGAAAGAACGAGUCUUUCGUCAGCUGGUGGUGACACCGAGUCUCACAAACCGAAAUUGAAAAAUCUACUCAACGACGACCCCCCUGUCCCUACCAGCGCCUCUACCCAUUCUGGCGGCAGCCUCGUGAGCGGCUCGCUAUCCCCCAAGCGGGCUGAAUCGAGGGCCGACUCGAGCGGUUUCCUGGCUCCCGCCACGCCGGCAUCUGCCGUCCCUGGUUAUCCCAGCCGACUCAGUAUCAGUCGAUCUCCUUUACUGCAUACGAGUCCUCCUACCCAUCAUAUCCCAACCCCUUCCCAUGAAAGCCCGGUAUACUCUGCGGGGUCCGGGGAGCCUCGGCCAGGCAGUAUGUUACCCCCUCUGCAGCCUCAUCAUCCACAUGCCGAAUACGAGGAAAGGCGUACAUCUGGUAGCUCAUUCCCUGGUGCUUCCAUUACUGCAAGGUCACCGUCAAUUAGUGUCUCUCCGCGAAGCCAGCAUCAAGCCCUUCCUCAUUCCACCUCCCGACCAGGGUCUGCUCAAAGCGCAAGAGAACCUUACACGUACUCUCACCAACCGAUCCAUCUCAGUAGACAAAACACAUUGUCGCCAGUCAUCUCUAGCAGAAGAUUGUCGGAGGAACAGAGGCCGACGUCGUCGAGCUCAGGCGCAGGCAGAAGACAUACAGAGCCCGUGGCGCAGAGUCCGGUGGGUAUGACCCAGCCUCCGCCAAACUCUGUGCCGUCGGCGUACCAGCCGAGGCAUCAGUCUACGCCUGGUUCAUACCCUCCCCCACGCGUCACGCCUCAGCCUUUCUCUCCCUCUCCAUCUCCUUAUACACAUCACGCUGUCGUCCCACCCCCUCGCUCGAAGCCUUACCACCCUGAUCGACCCACUCGUGUGAUCUAUGCCGACGAGAUCGACCAUCUCAGACAAUUGGCUCGCAAUAACAAUCCUCUGCGUCGUAAAUUUGGACACGCACCCUCUGCCAGUCGGAGUGCGAGCCGAGCUCCCGAGCCCACGCCUACACCCCGUAGGAGCUUGCCAUACGAGAGCGACACUUCGUACUUUCCUCCGCAAAGCGCGCAAUCGGCGGGCUAUCCUCCUCAGCAGCAUCAGUGGGACGAUAGAAGUGCUGUCUCGGCUUCGGGUGGGUCGAUAAACACUCCCACGCCUGGUGGACAUGGCCAUGGAUACCCGCCUAAUUGGGAAGACCAAGCUGCCAGUGGCUCUUUACAGAAAGGCAGAGGGGACAAUGGGAAUGGAUAUGGGUAUGGACACGAGAAGGGGUAUCGGCAGCAGAAUCUAGGAUAUGAUCAGGAGACGCACCAUGGCACGAAACGCGGCAGGGAAGACGAGGUGGAGAAUUACCCUUCAAAGAAGGCUGUCUCGAACUAUCAAGCGAGACAGGCGCAUAGCAAGAAGGUGGCACAAGUUGCAAACUUUUACAAUUCUCGGCCAGACGUUGGGGUCGAGCGACGUGAAUUCUCUCCCAUCAUUGGUCUCAAAAAGUUCAACAACUGGAUCAAGUCGGUGCUCAUUGGCAAGUUUGCUCAUCGUCCAAGAGGCAAAGUACUGGAUGUCGGGUGUGGAAAAGGCGGUGAUCUGAACAAGUGGAAACAGGCGAGGAUCGCUCUAUACGUUGGAAUUGAUCUGGCAGAGCAGUCUGUGGACCAAGCUGCGGACAGAUACCAACGACUGAAAAAUGCUUUCCAAGGUUAUUUCUACGCCCAUGACUGUUUCUCCAACCCACUCAGCGAUGUCCUAGGCCCGGAACUCCGAACCCGAGACCUCUACGACAACGUCACCAUGCAAUUCUGCAUGCAUUACGCCUUCGAGAAUGCCGCCAAAGCCAGGAUGAUGAUCGAAAACGUAUCAAUGUAUCUCAGACCUGGCGGCAUCUUCAUUGGGACCAUCCCCAAUUCCGAGUUACUCUUGGAAAGAUUAGAGGAAUUGCCUGAAGAUGACGAACAAUUGACCUUUGGAAACUCGUGUUAUUCCGUACAGUUCUCGCAAAGGCAUCACACAGGCGUCUAUGGACAUGAGUACAGGUUCUAUCUGGAGGAUGCAGUGGAGGAUGUGCCAGAGUAUCUGGUUCAUUGGGAAAGCUUUGAGUCAUUGGCCGCAGAAUACAAUCUUCGGUUGAUUUACAAGAAAGAGUUCCACGAAAUCCUGUCUGAAGAGAAGGAUUCGAGAGAUUUCGGGCCACUGCUUGGGAAAAUGGGCGUGUUGAAUGAAUAUGGAGAGAGUGCGAUGGAUGGAGAUCAGUGGGAGGCUGCCAACUUGUAUAUGGGCUUCGCUUUUGAGAAGCUGUAAAUCGACACGUAGAGAGAAUUCUCUGCGUCUCUUUACUUCUGUAACAACUACCACAGCCUUGCCAUCAUGACGGCCUCUUUCCGUGCCAAUAGUCAUAUCACUUCUUUUCGUUUUUCUUUUGGGCACUUGACGCCUUCAUCCUUCUCUGGGAUGUCUGGCUGUUCAUGUAAUUCUAGUAUCCACCUUCCUCUUCUUCCGGCUGGGGCUUCACCUCUCUGGAUACCUUGUACAUACAAGUAUAGUCUGCAUCACACAGGCACAGCAACAGCUGUUACGUGGCGAUGCAAAACAAAACACUCGCGAUUUCAUCCUAGAUGGUGUCACUUCACAACUGAAGAUAUAGGGCUCUCCUUGUGACGGCAUCGAGCAACAAUAGCACGUCUCACUGAAUGAUAUGUGGCAGUUUGAUGUUGUCUCAAAAGAAUAGCCGGGUUGGAGUUACGUUAAGCCAGAAACCUUUUGUUUGUUCUCCAUUACCCAUUGUGUUGCGCUGACGCCCACACAGGUUGAGACCAGCACCGUCAUAUUUGAACCGGACAGACGUGCCGAACAGAAGAGUUCUGUCAAUUGAGGCUGGGCGGAAGAUGAAUUUUGGAAGUGUUUCCGCCGACAUCAAGGAGGAGGCUCCAACACCUGAACUCGCGGAGCCCAUUAUCAGCAUUGAGAUGUUUGCGCGCUCGUGUGCAAGCGAUGACCUUGUUGUACAUCCUGGCCGCUAGUCUGUAUUCAGUUUAGUUUAAUGACUGCUUUCUUCAGAUCGAUUCACUCUCCUUUCCAUAUUUACAAUAUGCACAAGUAUACUCGAGUACCGUCACCCGCAUUAAACAUAGAGUAGAGGCGAAAUGGAAGCAGG